CAAUGUCUGGCAGCCAACUGGCAGCCAAUACGUCAAUAGUUGUUUGCUUUUUAUGGUGUACCAAUUUUUAAAUUGUGCUUUUUAUAAAAUUAAUUAAUAUAUAAAAUUAAUAAAGGGCUAAUUAUAUAAAUAUUUCGUGUCCUUCUAUGCCACAAUAUUCACUAUAAAAAAUGUCGAUUACAACAUUGGUAAACUUUGUUUUAUACCUUGCCGGCAAGUUUUUAAACUAUAAAGUUUUAAUUUUUUUGUUUUAUAUGUUUCAGUAUUAUUUGCAACUAAAAAAAGAAAACGCUCAUGAAGAUUCAAUUUGGUGUUGCGGUUGGAGUAAAAUUGGAAAUGAAAAGCAGAAAGAUGAAGAAAACAUUGAAAUGUCACAGGACUACGAUAAUCCACAAGAAUCUUCAGAAAACUACAUAAUUACUGGUGGUUUAGAUGAUUUGAUAAAAGUUUGGCAACUUGAAAAUGGAAAACUAGAAGUAAAACAUCAAUUAGAAGGGCAUUCUUUGGGAGUUAUAUCAGUGGCAGUGAGUCCAGAUGGAAAAACAUUGGCCAGUAGUUCUCAAGAUUCAUCUUUGAUAUUAUGGGAUAUUGCAUCAGGAGACAAGUUGAAAACAUUUGAAACAGGGGCCACUGAUGUAUGGACAUUGGACUUUUCACCAGAUGGCAAGCAUGUCAUCUCAGGGAGUAAUGCUGGAAAAAUUUUGAUAUUCAAUGUGGAGAGUGGUAAACAAGAACAAACUUUAGACACAAGAGGAAAGUUCACCCUGAGUGUAGCUUUUAGUCCAGAUGGGAAAUAUAUUGCUAGUGGAGCUUUAGAUGGAAUUAUAAAUAUUUUUGAUGUAGCACAAGGCAAACUUGUGCAUACCUUAGAAGGCCAUGCAAUGCCUAUACGCAGUUUAUGUUUCUCACCAGAUUCACAAUUGCUAUUAACAGCAUCUGAUGAUGGGCAUAUGAAACUCUAUGAUGUAGUUCACGCAAACCUAGCAGGCACAUUAUCAGGUCAUGCAUCAUGGGUGCUCUCCGUAGCCUUUUCUCCUGAUGGAAAAAGAUUUGUGUCGGGAAGUGCAGACCGCACUGUUCGUGUAUGGGACCUUGACAGCAUGCAAUGCCAAAAUGUAUUUAAAGAACAUUCAGAUCAGGUAUGGGGUGUGAAAUUCAAUGCAGAAAGUAAUAAAAUUGUAUCAGUAUCAGAAGAUAAAAGUGUUAAUAUUUAUGACUGUCCUUUAUAGUUUAGUAAAUCUUAUGGAUUGAA
Chilo suppressalis (striped riceborer) is the source of this 1252-nucleotide messenger RNA. Lineage: Eukaryota; Metazoa; Arthropoda; Insecta; Lepidoptera; Crambidae. The record is from the annotation of a GenBank genome assembly.